AGCGGUAUCAACAUGGCAGCGAUGAUUCGGCGAAGCUGCGGGGUUCUGAGAAGUAUUUCUCGUUUUGACUGGAGAUCACAACAUACAAAAGCUGCUCCACAACAUGAACCAGGAUUAGGAUUUAGUUUUGAACUCACUGAGCAGCAGAAAGAAUUUCAAGCUACUGCUCGGAAGUUUGCCAGAGAAGAAAUAAUCCCUGUUGCUCCAGAAUAUGAUAAAACAGGCGAGUACCCUGUCCCUCUAAUUAAAAGAGCCUGGGAACUUGGUUUGAUGAAUACCCACAUUCCAGAGAGUUGUGGAGGCCUUGGACUCGGAACUUUUGAUGCUUGUUUAAUUACUGAAGAGUUAGCCUAUGGAUGUACAGGGGUCCAGACUGCUAUUGAAGCAAAUUCUUUGGGGCAAAUGCCUGUUAUUAUUGCUGGAAAUGAUGAACAAAAAAGGAAGUAUUUGGGGAGAAUGACUGAGGAACCACUAAUGUGUGCUUACUGUGUAACAGAACCUGGAGCUGGCUCUGAUGUAGCUGGUAUAAAGACCAAAGCAGAAAAGAAGGGAAAUGAAUAUAUUAUUAAUGGUCAGAAGAUGUGGAUAACUAAUGGAGGAAAAGCUAAUUGGUAUUUUUUGUUGGCUCGUACAAAUCCGGAUCCUAAGGCUCCUGCUAGUAAAGCCUUUACUGGAUUUAUUAUAGAAGCUGAUACUCCUGGAAUCCACAUUGGAAGAAAGGAAUUAAAUAUGGGCCAGAGAUGUUCAGAUACAAGAGGAAUUGUAUUUGAAGACGUUAAAGUGCCUAAAGAAAAUGUUUUGAUUGGUGAGGGAGCUGGCUUCAAAAUUGCAAUGGGAGCUUUUGAUAAAACUAGGCCUCCAGUAGCAGCUGGUGCUGUUGGGCUAGCACAAAGAGCUUUGGAUGAAGCUACGAAGUAUGCCCUGGAGAGGAAAACUUUUGGAAAACAGCUUGUUGAGCACCAAGCAGUAUCGUUUCUGCUGGCAGAAAUGGCAAUGAAAGUUGAGCUGGCCCGAUUGAGUUACCAGAGAGCAGCAUGGGAAGUUGAUUGUGGCCGUCGAAAUACCUAUUAUGCCUCUAUUGCAAAGGCAUUUGCUGGAGAUAUUGCAAAUCAGUUGGCUACAGAUGCUGUACAGAUUUUUGGAGGCAAUGGAUUUAAUACUGAGUAUCCUGUGGAAAAACUAAUGAGGGAUGCCAAGAUCUAUCAGAUUUAUGAAGGUACUGCACAAAUUCAAAGGCUUAUUAUAGCCCGUGAACACAUUGGCAAAUACAGCAAAUAA
This is a messenger RNA of Elephantulus edwardii (Cape elephant shrew), 1278 nucleotides long. RefSeq names its product acyl-CoA dehydrogenase, C-4 to C-12 straight chain (gene ACADM). Gene Ontology annotation, cellular component: mitochondrion. The transcript has 12 exons. The coding region runs from base 13 to 1278 and encodes 421 amino acids. The record is from RefSeq and is a predicted model, not a curated record. Gene Ontology annotation, biological process: fatty acid beta-oxidation; medium-chain fatty acid catabolic process. Gene Ontology annotation, molecular function: flavin adenine dinucleotide binding; medium-chain fatty acyl-CoA dehydrogenase activity. NCBI's taxonomy places the organism in Eukaryota, Metazoa, Chordata, Mammalia, Macroscelidea, Macroscelididae.